UUCAGCUGGUUUCGCAAGUGACUCGAGCUACCUACCUCCCCCCUCCUCCCCCUCUCCCUCCUCGCUGGUCGGCACUACUACUACCCAUCAAUUCUAAUCCGCACCGCGGCUGCAGACAUGUCGGGCAGCGCCGGCGGCGGGCGGCGGGGCUGGAGCCCGUUCGACGCGAUCCGCAGCUUCCCUUCGAACCCGGAGUCCCUCAUGUCCCAGAUCGACGCCGCCAUCGCCUCCACGGAGUACGCCCGCGCCUGCGCCCUCCUCGACCCCGCCCCCGCCUCCACCUCCUCGCGGCCUCCGCGCGGCAAGGGAGAGGACGGGGAGGAGCGGGAGGGGGCGUCGUCCGCGGCGCGGGUUCCUUCUUCCCCCGCCGCCGCCUGCCACGACGCGCGGGUCGCGGACGAGGCGUACCGCGCGGCGUGCGCGGCGCUCGGGGCCGGGCGGCCGGACGCGGCCGUGCGGUCGCUGCGGGCGGCGCUGGCCAGCUGCCCGCCGGAGAACGCCGCGGCGGUCGCCAAGGUGAGGUCGAUGCUGGCCAUCGCGUCCGCGCAGCUGCACAGGCAGCAGCACCAGGCUCAGCAGCAGAGCGGCAGGAAAUGAGAUGAUAGGUAGUACUCGCCUGUUCAUCUCAGCAGGAUUGGUUUCUGCUCAAAUUCGAUCCACAUGUUAGUAGUAGUGCCGACCAGCCUUGGGAGAUACUCCCUAACUGGUUUCCUCAAAUUCAGCCUUGGGAGAUACUCAUUAGUAGUAAACCAUAGGUGAGUGGAGUUAUGGUGCAGAAAAUAUAAAUGUUCAGACGCCGCUUUGUAAGUUUUAUUGCCGUAAUUGCUGUCUUCGGAGGCAGGAAUUUUGCAGCUCAA
Molecule: messenger RNA, 857 nt
Organism: Triticum dicoccoides
Lineage: Eukaryota; Viridiplantae; Streptophyta; Magnoliopsida; Poales; Poaceae
Exons: 1
Coding region: 118-597 (159 amino acids)
Source: RefSeq, a predicted model, not a curated record